Prorocentrum cordatum is the source of this 4128-nucleotide messenger RNA. The record is from the annotation of a GenBank genome assembly. NCBI's taxonomy places the organism in Eukaryota, Dinophyceae, Prorocentrales, Prorocentraceae.
AUGACUGGGUCGACCCCGAAGGCCAAAAUGAUGGAGAGUGGCGCAGCCGAGAGCCCGCCCAAACCAGAGCCAGUCCCGAGGACACGUUACGGUGAGGAGAUCAACGGCGCUCUGACUGAGGCACUCACACCGCUGGUCGAUGACAAAGGCUGGCCCAUGUACGGACACGCCCUGGCAUCGGAGAUGCUGGACCGCGGCAGGGUUGAGAAGUUGGGGGAGGUGCUGAGAGCGAUUCGCCAGGCGGCGCCGAACUUCUCGAUCGCCCCGCACGUGGUGGAGGAGGUCAUGGCCAACAUCGGCACGGCCAAGAAGGACGACAUCAAGUUGCAAGAGGUUGAGUCCUGGGCCAAAGGCGCGUCGCUGAGGCUCCGAACUCUCUUGCUUCACGCGGCUGGCCUCGCUCGCAAGGAGAAGCCGCCGAACAGGGCUCCUGCGUGGUGGACCAACCUCAUGGCCAACGAGAGCAAGGUCCCAGAGCCGAAGAAGGCAGCGCUGCAGAAGAGCAACGUGAAGGACGAGACCAAGCCCGAUAAGGAGCCCAAGCCCGAGGAGGGAUCCAAGCCCGAGGAUGCGUUCACGUUCGGAUACGACGAGAGCAUGAAGCGCGAGACCUACGUCUGGGCGAAGUGGGCAGACGGAAUGGAGUACGAGGUGCUGGACUGCCUGGCGUCGACCUUUCUCGAGGAUGCUGGACCUGCGCCCUCGAAGACGCCGCGAUGGGGCAACAUCUUGUGGACGGGCAACAUGGACGGCCUCCAGGUGCAGGUCAAGCUUGUGAUGGAUAGGGGGAUCAAGCUGAUUCAGAUCAAGCACAACUUGAAGCAGGUCACGCAGCUCUCCACGCACGCCGUCGAGGAGGCGGAGGCGGUGGAGCUCAUGAAGGACAUCGCGAAGCGCUACUGCGAGGGGCGCCUCACGGCCCAAGACGCCGAGCAGCUGAAGAGGGAGAAGCUCAAGGAGCUGAAGAAACGCAAGGAGAAGGACGAGAAGGCGGCGGCACUGGCUGCGACCAGCGCAGCUUCGUCCAUCGAGACGCAGCCUGCGGAGGCGGCGGUGCGGAAGCGCCCAGCUGCCGCCCCCAAAAGAGCUUGCAAGAAAGCCAAACACGAGGAGCCCGACAAGGAAGCAGCCACCGAGGAGAAGGGCGCACCCAUGAAUGGAGUGGAGAACCUGACGAUCGUCGAGAAGAAGCCCGAGGAGAAGCCCCAUGAGGGCAAGGAGGAGCCUCAGCCGCUGGAGAACCCCCAGGAAGCAAAGGAGGGGCCACCAGAGGAGACGGGCGAGCCCACGAGCGAGGUCGUCGAACCCAUCGACGACGACUCCACGGACGAUAGCCCCGAUGAUAUCCGAGAGAUCCCGCCUCCAGUGACUGGCCCGUGGGAGAGUAUGACCACCUCGCUGAACGCCAUGAUGGCAUCGCUGGGGCCUGCGCAGAGCGUCCAGGUCCUCGGGCUCAGAGGCAUCGCGCUCGGGGAGGCAUCGCUGGGGCCUGCGCAGAGGCAGGCGCUCGGGCUCCAGGUCCAUGACUCCCCCGAAGCUCCAGCUGAUGGGCAGGGCGGCGGGCAGCUCAACAAGCAGGGGCCCGAAGGUACGUUCCUUGAGGAUAGCCAGCGUGAGGAGACCUUCACAGUGCCAGGCAAUCCACGUGACAUUGCUGCUGCCAGAGCCCCCGUUCCGGAAGCCCCCGCAUCGCAGCCGCCCGCGCACUUGUCGAGGCCCACGUUUCCGCGCGAGGGCAUGUCGGAGCAGCAGUACAGCGAAGUCGUGGCAGCAGACAGGGGAUUCUGGCAGAGGGUCGAGGCGCUGCCAGGCAAGGCAGCCGAGGAGCCCGACGGCCCGCCCGACGGCCCGCCCGACGGCCCGCCCGACGGCCCGCCAGACGGCUCGCCCGACGGCCCGCCCGACGGCCCGCCCGACGGCCCGCCCGACGGCCCGCCCGUCGACGGCCCGCCCGACGGCCCCCCCCGCGUCCCAGAGGGCAUGAGCCAGGAAGAAUUCCUGCGCAGCUUGUCGAGCCAGCAGAUGGGGAGGGGCCGCUACGACAAGCAUGAGCUCGAUGGCGAAGACGAUGCAGGCAGGGAUCCCCGCCUGGAGGAGGCCGAGAUGACCAAUUUCGAGAUCAAUGCUGGCAGCCAUCUGGGCUGGCGCUUCCAGAGGGAGUUGGCCUCGGAUAAGGAGCUGAAGAAGUCGUGGCUCGAGUGCAGGGGCAACCACGCGAAGCAGGCUUUCAGGCAGAAGUGGUGCAAUGCAAAGUUCGAGAUGUACAGGAAGAGCCGCGAGAUGAUCAAUCGCCAUCAGGUCGUGACUGCAGACACGGGCGUCUACCACCCCCUGGACAGGAUCAAAGUCGAGGAGGGAAACACCGAAGAGGCGGCUGAGCGUGCCUGGCGUUACGCAUACGCGUGCGUCAUGAUGGGCACCCAGUGGUACCGCUUCAACGUCAUGACUAGAGCCAUGGAGUUCCUGUGCGUGAAGCAGCAGUACAAUGAUAUAUUCACGCAGUGCUGGCAGACUACGCAGCGCGAGGAAAACAGAGGCCGCCUUCUUGCAGAAUUCGCUGAGCCCGAAGGGCGUACCACGUUCGAACCAGUUCGUGCAGCUGCAGGUGCAGCGCCGUCAUCUGCAAGCGGCGGCGCGGCGGUCAGCGCUGCCUCGCGCAGCGGCAACGGACCUGCGCCCGCAGCUCCAUCAGCAGAUGCACCCGCAGCUCAGCCCGCAGCUGCGCCCGCAGCUGCGCCCGCAGCUGCGCCCGCAGGUCCAGCUGCGCCCGCAGCUGAGCCCGCAGCCGCCGCGGCGCGCGCGGCCCAGGAGGAGGCCGCCGUCGGCGACGAGGCGAGGGAACCGCCCAACAAGAGGUCGAGGAAGUCUGUGAGGGGCCAGGCUCUGUCGCCGAAGCCAGCACCUGCGACGCCGAAGGGCAAGGGCAAGGGCAAAGCUAAGGCUAAGGCCAACGCUUCAGCCUCUAAGGACUUGAGGGCCAAGAUCAAGGAUGCGCAGCAGCUGAAGGUGGCGCAUGGCCAGGCGAGCUCCCCGAUCGCUUGCAUCUCAGCCCAGAUUGCAAAUUCUCCCGACUGGUCGCGGCUGAAAGACAGCGUGCUGGUGGAGCCGAUGACGAAAGCCAGCGACGACAUGAUCAAGUAUGUGUUCUCCAAUCCCAUCGCGACCAUGCUUAUCGGCCAGAAUGUAGAGCAGAUUCAGGCGAGCUGCGAUGACCCUGCCCAGAUGGAUGUCCAGUUGGCGACCCUGACCAGCGACCUCGGCGAGCUCGUCGACAGGGCGCAGAAACAGGCGGACAAGCUCUCGAGGAUGCAUUAUGAGAAGAUGAAGGGCGGGUGGGAUUACCAGGAUGCGUGCAGCGCCUGCGAGAUCGACCUUGUCUUGGAUACCCAGGACAAGUGGCAGGCAUUGUUCGCUGAUGGAGGGCUGCGCUAUGACAGGCGCUUUGGCCGAGUCUUCCAAAGGGAAGUGCGCGUGGGAGGGGUGCUCCUCAGAGCUGGCGAUCGUCUCGUCCCCAACUCUGAUCUGGUUGACGUGGGCUUGCUGACGCGCCAGGCGCUUCCGUUCCGGGUCACGUUCUGGCGUCGCCGAACGGGCGCGGGUGGUGCGCUGCUGGACCCAGUGACGCGGAGGAAUCCAAUAUUCGACGCGUCGCUGGGGAUCAGCCCCCAGACGUCUAUCUGCAUAGACACCCUUCACACGCUGCACCUGGGCGUGGCUGCGAGAGCGGCGGCGGUCGCGUUGUGGGCGGUGAUCACAGCGAAUCCCUGGCACCACCCUGGCCCUGGCGAGGUCAUGGUGGAACACGCUUGCCGCACUCUUAGACAUGAGAUGCAGGAGUUUCAUGAAUCGGAGAACAUCCCUCUGUCUAGUAGGAUUGGCAGGCUGACGCCAGGGAUGCUCGGCAGUGCGUUUGCUCCUGAAAUGCACACCAAGGGAGCGGAGACAGGGUAUUUGCUCAAAUUUAUCGCCCAUAUCAGCAGCAAGCAGUUUUUCCAGGCCGAUAGUUGUGUGGAGAUAUUCAAUGCGUGCAAGCAUUUGGCGGAAUACAUGGACGUGCUCAAGACAUCGCCAGGCCACAGCACAAUGUAUAAUUUGCAGUUCGGGUGCAGCGCCAGCGAUCUCGUGUGA